CGCCAUCGCGCCUCCGGGGCUCGGGCGGUUGGGACCGGCCUCGGGUCGCUGCGCAGCAGGUUUUGGGGUUCUAGUACGGCCUGAGGCCCCCGGGGUAUCUGGUCAUCCCUGGUGCCUCGCCAUUGGAACUGCCUUGUCCCUGGAUACAGAUACAGUCUUGUCCCUAGACACAGUCGCCUUUCUGGUACAGAUUGGGAAGAUGCUACCUUUGGAGAAGGCAUCUGCCUCCCCCAGAAGCUCCCCAACACCUCCAGAGCUGCCCACGUCGGGAUCAGCAGCCGGAGUCCAGCAGGAGGAACCUGAGACCAUCCCUGAGAGGACUCCCGCCGACCUAGAGUUCUCCCGCCUGCGCUUCCGGGAAUUUGUCUACCAGGAGGCUGCUGGGCCCCACCAGACUCUGGCCCGGCUGCACGAGCUUUGCCGCCAGUGGCUGAUGCCCGAGGCACGCUCCAAGGAGCAGAUGCUGGAGCUGCUGGUGCUGGAGCAGUUCCUGGGCAUCUUGCCCGACAGGGUCCGGCCCUGGGUGGUGGCACAGUAUCCUGAGAGCUGUAAGAAGGCAGCCUCCCUGGUGGAGGGCCUUGCCGAUGUCCUCGAGGAGCCAGGGAUGCUGCUGGGGUCCCCUGGCUCCUCCUCGGCACUGAGUGAAGGUGUAUUUGAGAGGCACCUGGAGCCGCUGCUGUUACCAGGGCCUGCCAGCCCUGGCUCAGCCCCAGGACCUGGGGAGAUCCCGGCGCCUUUUGAAACACCCUGGCUGGCACCGGGCCCCCUGCUUCCGGAACAGGGGAGUGUCAAAGAAGCAAAGACUGAAGAGGCCAGCCCUGCCACAGCUGAGCCCAAGAAGUCCUUUCCGGAGGAGCCUCAGCCCCUGGGUGAGUGGGGCCACCUGGACCCUGCCGAGGAAAACCUGAAGAGCUACCGGAAGCUGCUCCUGUCGGGGUAUCAGCUUUCCCAGCCUGAUGCCGCCUCCAGGCUGGACACAGAAGAACUCCGGCUGGUGGAAAGAGAGCCUCCAGGAGGUGGCCUACCAGGUGGGCAGCGGCAAGAGAGUGCAGGGGGCACACUGGAGAGGUGUGCUGGGGAUACCCCUGGCGAACCAUCACCAGGCGCUGUAGAGGACCAGGAAGGACAGCCUGGGAAGGCUCCGGAACCCCAGGAUGCCCAGGAUGGGGAGGCCAGCCCCGCCACCGGACCCCUGCGGCAGUCAGUCAUCUGUCAGCCGGCCCAGGACAAGGGCGCAAGGCUGGCCUCCCCCGCGCAAGGCCAGGGCACCAAGAGGCCCCACCCGGACGACACGGACGGGCCUGGCCCUGAGCAUGACCCCAGCGUAGGGCUCCCAGCCAGGCAGGAACCCCCAGGGCAGGACCCAGGCCCCUCUGCACCUCGAGGUGCACUCUACACUUGCGUUGAGUGUGGGGCAGCCUUCGCCUGGCUGUCGCACCUCAUGGAGCAUCAACGUGACCACAGUGGCCAGCAGCGCCACGCGUGCCCAGGGUGCUGGAAGACCUUCCACUUCAGCCUGGCCCUGGCCGAGCACCAGAAGACCCACGAGAAGGAACGGGGCUAUGCACAGGGCAGCGCCUCUGGCCCCCAGCCCACCCUGCACCAGGCCCCGGCCGGGCACCUGGAGCACAUGGAGGGCGAGGCCUUCCCAGCGCCCUCCGAGGCACAGAGGUGAGCGUGGAUACCAGGGCGGCCGUGGACGUGAAUGCUUGUCCGCGUGCCCAUGCAGCCUGGCAGGCCCUAGCCUCCCCGAAAAUGCCCUGGGCCUCCCCAGGGAACAUUGGUGUGAAAGAGACUAUGCUUCAGUCGCAGCCAUCAUAGUGCCACCCUGCUAGACCAUUCGACGUUGUGCAAAGUGUAGCACUGCUUAAAGUGCGUCAUCUCUCAGUGCUUUUGAGUUAUCCUCGUCGGAUUCCUCCUGUUUGCUCCCAGGGUUGCUCAUGUGGACACCUUGUCAGCUGUUAAGCCUUUUUCCACCUACCUGAUGUCAAAUUCACUUCUGAAUCUGCAAAAGCAGAAACUUUCCUAGUUUAACUUACGUGUCUUCAAGAGACUUACAAAGAUCACACAAACGCAGCCUAAUGCAGGGUUUCAGACCGUGGGUCCUAGUCCUUUGGUGGUGAAUUAUGAAAUCAAAUCAGUGGGUGGCCACCAGCAUUGCAGGCAGUGACAUAGCUCAAAAUAGGUCAGAACACAUCAUGGAGUAAAGGCAAAUACUGUUUGGGGAAACUUUUUAUCCACACAUUGAAAUAUGAGAGCUAGUUGCAGUGUAAAAUGUAUUUCUUACUGAGGGGUUGUGAUCAAAAUAGGUUGAAAACACUCAUACUCUGUUUGCUUGAGCAAAGGGUACUGAACUUGGGCUGUAGAAGGUGAUCUUUUAAUGUUUUGCAUUUAUUCUCAGAUUAUUGCAUUGUUCCACUGCCUGCGCAUACAUUUAAUUGCUCCCUGUAGAUGCAGAAGCUGGUGCCUCUUUCUGUCACUGUGUUUGAGCAGGCAUUCUGUUGUAAUGACCCCUAUCCUAUCACAGAGGCUUAACGUAAUAAAUAUUUAUUCACUCACA
Carlito syrichta (Philippine tarsier) is the source of this 2560-nucleotide messenger RNA. It is a transcript of the gene ZSCAN18, whose product is annotated as zinc finger and SCAN domain containing 18. Bases 200 to 1675 code for a protein of 491 amino acids. The record is from RefSeq and is a predicted model, not a curated record. Lineage: Eukaryota; Metazoa; Chordata; Mammalia; Primates; Tarsiidae. The transcript is spliced from 7 exons.